Messenger RNA from Branchiostoma belcheri (Belcher's lancelet), 1317 nucleotides. RefSeq names its product phytanoyl-CoA dioxygenase-like. The record is from RefSeq and is a predicted model, not a curated record. The transcript is spliced from 10 exons. The coding region runs from base 155 to 1237 and encodes 360 amino acids. NCBI's taxonomy places the organism in Eukaryota, Metazoa, Chordata, Leptocardii, Amphioxiformes, Branchiostomatidae.
GCGUACUUGUUUAUUACUGCAGAAACCCAGAAGAAAAUAUCAAAUUAAGAUCAAAGGUUGUCUGGCAAGUAAGGCAACCUUUGGUCAAACCUAAAGAGACAAACAACACGUAGGUUAAGGUCCGACGAAUGGAACAAACAGGAAACACUCCAUCAUGACCAGUACGGAGGAAAACUACGAGCCCCCGAGGAAAAAACCAGCCCCGCCGGCGAGCUGCCCGCAGGUCUACCUCACCCCGCCCCCGCAGCCGAGAGACAAGAAGCCCGGGCAGCUCAGUAAGGCGCAGGUCGACCAGUACUUCAGAGACGGUUACCUGGUGGUGACUGACUUCUUCCCGCCGGAGGAGCUGCAGCCCGUGCGGGAGGCGGUGGAGGAGCGGGUGGACCACCUGGCACAGACGCUGUACCGCGCCGGCAAGAUAAAAGACAAGCACGAGGAGGCAGGCCUGUUCCAGAGGCUCACGCUGCUGAAUGAGGAGUUUCCAGGGGCAGCAGUCGUGCUGGUGAAAUCACGCAGGAACAUGCCCAAGGCCUUCCGUGAUCUUUGGUCUCACGAGCGGCUGCUGAACGCCGUGGAACAGCUGAUCGGACCGGACAUAGCCGGACAUCAGGUCUGGAACCUCCGGAGUAAGACACCAACGAAUGAAGCGCUGACGGUCCCAUGGCACCAAGACAAUGCAUACCUGCUGCCCGACUGCCUCGGCACCCUGCAGCCGACAGCCUGGAUCCCGCUGUUAGACGCUACGAAGAAGAACGGUUGCAUGCAGGUCCUGAAGGGCGGGCACAGGAAGGGCAUCACCGCUACUCACACGUGCUGCGCCGGCGGGACGUGGUACGUGGAGGUGUCGGCAGAGGAGAUGGAGAAAACCUUAGGAUGCGACAUGGAGAGGGACCUGGUGACAUGCGAGGUUCCGUAUGGGGGAGUCCUCUUCCUCAACAACUGCAUUCCUCAUCGCAGUCUGGAGAACUACUCUGAUGAGAUCCGUUGGAGUCUGGACCUCCGCUGGCAGGACCCGAACAAACCGUCGGGGUUCUGGGGAGAAAAGGACCUAGUCUUGAUGAGGACAGCAAAGGAUCCUGGGUACAAGCCACGAUGGGAGGAGUUCUUACAUGAUGAGGGGGAGGAGGAGGAUGGAAAAGUGAAUCCAGCAGAUUUGGAGCCUACCAUCCAGGGUCCCUGGAUGCUGCGCUGGGAAAUUGUGCACCACAACAGGCACACUAAAGCACUCACGUCCUGAAUCUUACCGCCAACUACUGUACUAAUGCCUGGGUCACAAUUGCAAAGGGUCUAUACAUAUCAUGCCCGUAGCCAGGGGGG